CUUCCUCUCUCUUCCCUCACUCAGGCUGUUCCUUCGUUUACAGAGCUGCGCUCUAUCUCUCUCGUUCCAAUCGCACGUUUGUUGCCGUCGAUCUUUUCAUCAUGAAGUCCUUCGUUACUCUUUCUCUCCUUGCCACUGCGCUGGCUGCGCCCACUCCGACUCUGCAUGGGCGUCAAUUCGACCUCUCUUCUUUGCUGUCCGGGUCCAGCUCUGGCUCCAGCACCUCCUCUGGAUCUAGUGGUCUGAGUGCCCUGGCCUCGCUGUUCCCAACCAGUGGCUCGGCGACCGGCAGCACCACCGGCUCUUCCGACACCAGUGGCAGCGCUAGUGGGAGCACCACUGGCACCACCACUACCAGCACCGACAGCAGCAGUGGCCUGAGCUCUAGCACUCAGAACGGAGUCACCUCCAGCACCGGCUGCAAGGAGCUGACCUUCAUUUUCGCGCGUGGAACCACGGAGAUGGGCAACAUGGGCAGCGUGGUCGGCCCCGAGGUCGCCUCGGCCCUGCAGUCACUGACUGGCAACAAGGUGACGGUGCAGGGUGUGGACUACCCCGCCGACUGGGCCGGCAACAUGAACAUGGGCGCCUCUGGCGGCCCCAAGAUGGCCAGCCUGGUCAAGCAGGCGCUGAGCCAGUGCCCCAACACCAAGGUCGUGCUGGGCGGCUACUCGCAGGGCUCGAUGGUGGUGCACAACGCCGCCAGCUCGUUGAGCGCGGGCCAGAUCCAGGCCGCUGUCCUGUUCGGUGACCCGCUCAAGAUGACCUCGGUCGGCAAGCUCGACUCCAGCAAGGUCAAGGAGUUCUGCGCCGUCGGCGACCCCGUCUGUGAGAACGGUGUCAAUGUCAUGGCUCACUUGUCUUAUGGAAGCGAUGCGCAGACGGCCGCGCAGUUCCUGGUAAGUGCCGUCGGGCUUUCUUAG
Messenger RNA from Aspergillus brunneoviolaceus CBS 621.78, 923 nucleotides. RefSeq names its product cutinase-domain-containing protein. Gene Ontology annotation, molecular function: cutinase activity. The record is from RefSeq and is a predicted model, not a curated record. Bases 102 to 923 code for a protein of 273 amino acids. The transcript has 3 exons. Gene Ontology annotation, cellular component: extracellular region. Lineage: Eukaryota; Fungi; Ascomycota; Eurotiomycetes; Eurotiales; Aspergillaceae. Gene Ontology annotation, biological process: carbohydrate catabolic process.